CUCGCCGCGGCUGGACGCUCGUGCUUUCGAGCCUCACGGAGCUUCGAGACCCGAGCGGGAAAGCGCGCGCGAAAAGUCUCCGCAUAACGGACCGUUAACCGCGAAAGGAAACUCGUAGAAAAGAGCACUAUUGUAGGUUUAUCCUUGUUUGGAAUUAAUUGCAAGCUCAAGGGUCAGUAAUCGUACAUCGAUCUCUGAGUUUUCUCCCUAGAAAAGGUGAGCUUCCGGUCUGGGUCGCGAUUGGUUUCCCGGAGAGGCUUGGACUCGACGAGGGAUUACGAAGUUGAGAUUUACGAAGUUGGAUCCCCUAGUGGAGGGGGUCGAUUGUUUCGGUGGCCGGCGUCGACGCGAGGCUCGGAAAGCCGCCUCCGAGCGGGUUCUUCGAGGUAAUCUCGAGAGAAACCGGGAGAACUCUCGAAUCCCCGUAAUUACACCUAAAAGAAAAGCUGCCAAAGUUGCGGAGAAUCGAGAGCCGACGGAGUGAUCACCUCGCGAGAGCUCCGCGCGGUCAGCUAGGAGGAUAUAGAGGAGGAGAAACGAAACGGGAGAAAGGAAGAGGAUCGCCCGAGCAAAUUGCUGACGUCAGCGAAGGGUCCCGAAAGACGUUUCCCAUUGGAAGAGCACACAGCCGAGGAGGAUAAGGGGGGAGGGGGGGAGUGAGGGAGGGAUCAGCCGGGAGAAGCGGACGAAAGGAAGGAAGAAAAACAAACAAGAAGGAAGAAGGAGAAGGAAGAUCGGCGCAUCAAGUUCCCCUAAAAAAGAAACGGCGAGUGGAGGGGGAUGAACGGCAUCCCGUGAAAGCGGAUCGCGACACCGAAACUCGAUUAACUAAUUACCAAUUGGCUCUAAUUAACAAUUAAUUACGCAGUCUCCAAGGGGGAUUGGCUCUUCGUCGCGCCAAUUAAAAAUCACCGCCCCAACGGAAGUAGGCCGUCGGCGGCGCCAUGACGGCGGGACGCGGCCAACUGAGAGACGCGAUUGCCCACUUGUGACUCGGCUCGAGUCCUGGACCAAUCGCAGUCUCUUCUUUCCUCUCCCGAUCCGGAGAUUCAACGAGCGACCCGGCUGUUGAUAAAACACUCCGGGACUCCGAGUUGACUGAUGCGCGGUCGGUUCGUGGCCGGGGACAAAACGGAGCACCACCUAUUGGCGAUUCCUCCCCGGAGCAGCAACAAUGAACGAGAUCUGACAGAGAGGGAUCAGCUCGCUGCAUCCGCUGGUUCUCGGGGACCACGCGAAAAGAAAGGGAACAACCCCCCCAAGAUUCGCCACGGGUCUGGAACCAUGCAGAAGUAGCGUCGCCUAGUCAUCGUAUCGUGCUGUUAACCCGACCCAAUAAAAAAGCUCCGACAACAAACGAUGUUAACCUUCUAUCGACACCCGAAAUUCUGUCUCGGCGUAGCUCGAUUCUCCCAAAAAGAGGAACGCUAGAGCCACGGAAUAGCUCCUCUUCUUGGGCACUCGUCGUUGGUCACUCCUCGGGAACAAAGCCGAUUCGGUUAAGCCAAAGGAGCUUACGCGAAAGUCGUUACCACUGCGAUUGUUUUAUAUCGCUAGUAACCCCCGACGGAAACAACGAACCUGGAAGCUUUUUACCCCUUAAUUUGAAGGCGACCGAAGAACAAGGGAAACCAAGUACGCAUCAACGUCAUCAUCGGUGAUCGGUCGACCAGCACUCGACCGUUCGACACGUACAUAUUAUUGUUUUGGAGAAGAGGAAGAGUGGGGUCGUGAAUGUUUACCCUCGAGGUAGGCAAGCCGAAAUUCUAGGAUAUACUCCAACACUUUGUCGUUGUUCGGAUACUGUACGGGGGACCUUCGCGGGUCCUGGUGGUCCCAGGUGCCCAAAUCUCAGGAGCCACCGACGGAGAAUGGACUUGCCGAUAAGCGGAGUUCCUUUUGCUCGGUUUAUCUCGACGAGGCUCGGUGUUGAACGGCUAUAAGAUCGGACGACGGGCGUGAAUCAUCAUGGACUGCCGGGAAGGGGUGUGAGGAACGAGACAACCAACCAGACCGAGACAGACUCUGAGAAAGCAAGGAAGAUGUGCGUGCGCUCGCUGCUGCUCUUCGCGCUGGGCAUUUUCGCGGUCAUAAAUGAGUCCGAGGCCAGCUGGGAGGAAUGGUGGACCUACGACGGAAUCUCCGGUCCAUCGUUCUGGGGUCUCAUAAACCCCGAGUGGUACCUCUGCAGCAAGGGUAGACGACAGAGUCCCAUCAACGUCGAGCCUGACAAGUUGCUUUUCGACCCCCAUUUGAGGCCGGUACACGUGGACAAGCACAAGAUGUCCGGGCAUUUGCACAAUACUGGUCAAUUUUUGGUAUUUCGGGCGGAUAAAGAGGCCAAGGUACAAGUCAAUAUAACAGGUGGUCCACUCGCUUAUCAUUAUCAGUUCGAAGAGAUUUAUAUCCACUACGGCUUGGACAAUUGUUGCGGCUCUGAACAUCACAUAAACAAUUAUGCCUUUCCUGCUGAGAUACAAGUCUACGGAUUCAACGCGGACCUGUAUCACAACAUGAGUGAAGCGCAACAUAAGAGCCAAGGACUAGUCGCCAUUUCGCUGAUGGUUCAGUUGGGUGACACGCCAAAUCCAGAACUUCGAAUAAUCACCAGCGCGUUCAACAAGGUAGCCUAUCGAGGUAACAGUACUCAAGUUCGACAUUUAUCCCUGAAAGCACUUCUUCCGGACACGACCGGAUACAUGACCUACGAGGGCAGCACCACGCACCCCGGAUGCUGGGAAACCGCGGUCUGGGUGAUUCUGAACAAGCCCAUCUACAUCACGGCGCAGGAGCUCUACGUCAUGAGGAAGCUGCAGCAGGGAACGAAGGACGUCCCGAAAGCACCCCUAGGGAAUAACACUAGGCCGCUCCAGGGCCUCCACCACCGGACCGUCAGGACGAACAUCGAUUUCCGCAAGCGACCGGACGCAAAGUGUCCGUCUAUGGCGCACGACGUGCACUACAAAGAUGACUUUUUCUUUCCAGCGAACACGUGGAGGGACGACGGAUCCCUGUCGCACAACGUCGUGUGAGCUUUCCAAGAUGGCGGCCGAGAGAAAAUCGCACGUAAUUUCCUUAUUUUUCUUAUCAUUUUCUCUUCCAACCGAAGAAGUUCAAGGGAUAUCCUGUAAGACGAAAAUGUGCGCCUCAGCUUUCCCUGGACGGAGUCGCCGGGAAAUGUCCGCGACACUUCGAUUCCAAGAUGGCGGAUGCAGAGUUCAAAAUCCGACUUGGACGUUGCGUCGAAUUAGCUCCAGGCGAAUCAGUUGACACAAUCGACAAGAAGCAGCUGUACCAAACGAAGAGAUAUAUACAAUAACUGAAAUCAAUAAUCGACAGAGCUUUACAUGUUUCGAAAUGUAUACAAGGUUGCGUCCGACUUACGCGAGAAGGAGCGGGAAUUUUGAAUUUUGAAUCGCGACCGGCACGCCCUCCUGAGCUCGUGGCUCGUCCUCCAAACUCCAAAAUACGUACUUAAGCUUGUCAAAACUCAACUCAGUUGAUAUUUUGAAAUUUCCGAGAUACGAGGCGAGGGUUCUUCGCGGCUGAUACAGAACAAACAAAUUGAACGAACUCCGAGGUCGGAAUCCAAACGCGCAAAUUUCAAAGAACGACCACCACAGAUUUUUGUCAAUUAUUUUCUAGCCAAGACACAUACGUAAUGUCCCAGCGCGCGAUUUUCGAAAAAAACAGGAAAAUGUCUCACGAGCUUCGCACCCCUUCGGGGGGCCCGAAGAACUAGGGAAUCCUGACUAGGGAUUUAUCGGGCGCGAGGCUAGUGACUUUUCGCGAGGAACUUCGCAACACCACGGGUGGACCUAGACCAAGCGACUACGUUUUGGAAAGACCUGUAGCUAUAGCUAUUGGAUGAAUAACCCAACGCUUUUGUAUAUACAUAUACGGCCAAUAGUCGUGUAAACUUAGAGAGGAACAUGUAUAGAGACUAAAGGAAUUAUUAUGUAACGAGAGGAGCAAAGAUGGCGGCGUUGUAUAAAGUAAGAGUGGCCGGGGCGAAUAACGGCGAUUGUGGUUAACGAAUAAUAAUGAUAAUAACAACAAUAAACACAACACGUUAUAUUCUAUCA
Orussus abietinus is the source of this 4085-nucleotide messenger RNA. RefSeq names its product carbonic anhydrase-related protein 10 (gene CARPA). The record is from RefSeq and is a predicted model, not a curated record. Bases 2043 to 3032 code for a protein of 329 amino acids. NCBI's taxonomy places the organism in Eukaryota, Metazoa, Arthropoda, Insecta, Hymenoptera, Orussidae. Gene Ontology annotation, molecular function: carbonate dehydratase activity; zinc ion binding. The transcript has 10 exons.